This is a messenger RNA of Tinamus guttatus (white-throated tinamou), 1250 nucleotides long. Lineage: Eukaryota; Metazoa; Chordata; Aves; Tinamiformes; Tinamidae. The record is from RefSeq and is a predicted model, not a curated record.
AUGGCAUCUGCCCUUCAAGCCCUAAAGCGCAAGAAGAGGUACGAGAAGCAGCUUGCACAAAUAGAUGGCACAUUAUCAACGAUUGAAUUUCAGAGGGAAGCCCUUGAAAAUGCUAACACUAACACCGAGGUCCUUAAGAAUAUGGGUUUUGCUGCAAAAGCUAUGAAAGCUGCUCACGACAACAUGGAUAUUGAUAAAGUAGAUGAAUUAAUGCAGGACAUUGCAGAACAGCAAGAACUGGCAGAUGAGAUUUCAACAGCCAUCUCAAAACCCGUAGGAUUUGGGGAAGAAUUUGAUGAGGAUGAACUCAUGGCAGAACUAGAGGAACUAGAGCAAGAAGAAUUAGACAAAAACUUGCUGGAAAUCAGUGGUCCUGAGACUGUGCCACUACCAAAUGUGCCCUCAAUAUCGAUACCAUCAAAGCCAGCAGGCAAGAAGAAAGAAGAGGAAGAGGAUGAUGACAUGAAAGAGCUGGAAUCUUGGGCACAAACUAUGUAAUGACAUGAGUAACUGGCUGAAAAAAAGACUUUGGUUGCCUAUUCUGGGUGCAAAUGUGUUGUGUUGAGAAGAAAGUAAAAGCAAAAUUUCUUUAUCUUUAAUUUUUACCCAAAGCAGUGGGAGUUGCAUUGCUGUUUCUGCAUAGCAUGGGCUGCACAAGGAAAGAAAGGGGAGCAGGGGGAAUUGUCUGCAGUUUAAGCGGUUGAAUUUCUGUAAAAAGAUAUUUGCAAAAAUGAACAUUCAGAUUUUGGACUAUGUUAAUGCCACUGUUGGAUCUUUUUCUUUUAAAAUUUAGGCCAUAUUGAAUGGAAAAAAGCUGAAAACAGUAUGUAAUUUUAAGUCAGGUGAAUUGUGUCUAGAAGUCUCGUAAGGCAUUUUAAAAAAGAAAAAGAAAAAAAAAAAAGGAAAAGUCACAAGCCACCACCGGCUUCUUAUUGUGUUUAGGUGCUUUAGAUUUUUAGUUCUUUGCAAUUUAUAUUUAUAUACCUUGACUGAUGUGUGGCCAGCUUUGUGUUUGUCACUGCAGCAACGUAGUCACUAUUCCCAUUUUAACUGGUGAUAAUGAUUUGCAAUGGACAAAUGCUGUUUUGGAACCAGGGAAGAAUGAAAAUUCAGCUGUACAUUUUUCUACAUAGUAUUACAAUGUUUAUUGCUUUUUGUGAUAAUUGAUAACUCACUCAGAUACAUGCACACAAUUAUUUUAAUUAAGAAACUACUAUGGAUUGCACUGUAUUAAAUAUCUUGAUUAAUUU